ACGGAUGGGUUAAAUAUGUGCAAACACAGUUGGCUAAUGGUUGUGAAUUCUAAUUCCGUGUGAUCUGCUUGACCUCUGGGAAGAGUUCAGAUUGCCAGAGCACCGGCAUGGAGGGCAACCUAGCGUUUACCGAGCGUUCUGCUGCUUCAGCAUGUUUUCUUCCCCUGCGGAAAAGCUGCCUGUGACGGGUCUUUGUGGGGAGAACGAGGUUUCCGCUGAACUCAGCAUCAGAAGGCGUUUGACGGGUUAGAGGCUGACGAGUGAUGUUCAGUCGCGCUCUUGACAUGUCGGUGUGGCCUCUCCUGCUGUGGCUGGUUCACGCUGUGAGAACAGACUCCAUCGUCACUCAGUGGCCAGAUGUUGUGGACGUAACAGUUGGAAAUUCUGUUACUCUAUCAUGCAGUGUCAUGGAGCUGUACUCCCCCUGUUCCAGCGUGGCCUGGUUGAGAACCUAUCCAGAAAACACGACCUUGAGCAAGACUGAUACGUCUAAAGUCACUAUGCAUUCCUCUUCACACGGCUGGACUGAGGUCUGCUCAGCGGUCAUCACCAGCCAGACUGUGGAGGAUUCUGGCAUGUACUACUGUGUGGUGGUGCAAGGCAAAUUCGCUCACAUCGGCAAUGGUUCCAGGGUUAUUGUGAAAGAUCCCACUGUGUCUCCAGUCGUGGAGGUCAUCUCUCCAGUGAGCUACAGUGCCUCUGUGGUUCCUCUGCAGUGCCUGGUCACUGGAGUUUUACAGACUCAGGUGGAUGUGUACUGGAUAAUAGACGGACAGCAGGUGGUGGGCCACUCUAGAUGGACACACAGUGAAAACACGGAGCUCAUCAUCAACCAGCUCAUGCUUUCUGCUGCAGAGUGGCAGAGUCGGCCAGCCUGUGUGUGUGUGGUGGAGUACGGUCGAGAAGUCUUCAACAAGACGCUUCAGCAACCUGGUCGAGUGUUUUGUUCCUGCGGUGUGUGCCGUGUUGUGAAGUUCCUCUACGUGGCUCUUGCUUCCAUCUCUGUUCUCCUGACCUGCAUAAUAAUAGUGACCAAACUGGCUUCAUGGAUCAGAAACAAACAGAAAUGAACUGAAGACAAGAUUACAAGAAGACUCAGCAGAACAUAAUCCUUUGAUAAAAGUCUUUAAGUGUGUAAUCAAAGCUCAGAACUUAAUCUAAGUCUGAAAAUCCGUUUAAGACCUUACGUCUUUAAUAUACGUCACAUAUCAAUGAUGCAGUGAAGAUAAAAAAAGCUGAAUUUCCCUUUCAAUCAAUAAAGUCUCAACCAUUAAAAUCUC
Molecule: messenger RNA, 1280 nt
Organism: Pygocentrus nattereri (red-bellied piranha)
Lineage: Eukaryota; Metazoa; Chordata; Actinopteri; Characiformes; Serrasalmidae
Exons: 6
Coding region: 264-1070 (268 amino acids)
Cellular component (GO): plasma membrane
Source: RefSeq, a predicted model, not a curated record